AUGGAUGAGAGGAUGAUAGAGGCUGCCCAAACAGGAGAUAUAAUUAACCUCUUGUAUGAGUUGAUUCUGAAUGAUCCAUACGUUUUAGAGCGUAUUGAUGCUGUACCUUUUUCUCAUACUCCAUUGCAUAUAGCAGCCUCUGCUGGGCAUAUUGAGUUUAUGAUGGAGAUGAUCAAAUUAAAGCCAACGUUUGCAAGAAAGCUAAACCAAGCUGGGUUUAGCCCCAUGCACUUGGCUCUGCAAAAUGACAGAACUAAAGCAGUGCUUCGACUCCUCAGGUUUGAUGAAGGCCUUGUUCGUGUCAAAGGGAGGGAGGACCUCACUCCUCUGCACCAUGUGGUUCAAACUGGAAAUGUUGAUCUUUUGGUCAAGUUACUUAAGGUUUGUCCUGAGGCUAUUGCAGAUGUGACUGUUCGAGAUGAGACGGUAUUCCAUCUUGCUGUGAAAAACGACAUGUUUGAAGCUUUCCAAGUCUUGGUAGGGUGGCUUAUAAGAAGCCGCCAUGAGUCUGCCGAACGUUGGGAGAAAGAACUACUGAGUUGGGUAGACAUUGAUGGCAACACUGUGCUACACAUUGCAGCUAUCAGAAACAGACCUCAGGUGGUGGAAGUAUUGCUGGGACACUUGCGUCGAGACCAAAUCAAUGCCAAAAAUUUGGAGGGAUUGACAGCACUAGAUAUCCAAUCACAAUACCCAUGGAAUGAAAGGCAAGCGGAUAGGAUUAUAGAUAUGCUAAGCAAAGCAGGAGGUUUGAGUGCUUCCUCUUCCUCGCUUCCGAAUACCUCCAUCUCUUCAUUCCACAUCGAAUCAUUAAAGGAAAAGAUGCCAUGGUUUCAAAAAUUGGAAACAAAAACAGGUCGACUAAAGAACGGUAUUUCAUAUGAGAUGCGUAACACAUUUCUAAUAGUGAUAGUGCUACUUAUAACAACCACUUACGAACCCUCUUUAAACCCUCCAAACAUGCCUUAUGACAGUCCAUCCAUGAAAUACCAAGUCUCCUUAAGUCAAGAUCAGCCUCUCAAUUCCCACACAUUUUUGCAUAAAACCGACAUCAAUACUGCACCCAUACCCAGUCCCUCCGCAAUUGACGUUUCCAAAAAAGAUUGUUGGACAUCUAAUCACUCGUUUUUGGUUUUGAACAUGUUCAACUUUUCGGUUGCAGUUCUUUUAAUAGGACUUCUCCUACCAUAUCAUCCUUUCUCUUUGUUGAUUCACUUACCACUUUCCGGCUGUAUGGUAUCUUACACGGAGUUAUAUGCUUCCUUAUGUGAGUUUUCCAAUAAAAACGCACUUCUUUCUGGCGUUUAUAAUUUUUCCUUUACAAUGUUGCUGCCUUUUCUCGUAGUAUGCGGGUCAAUCUUUUAUGUUAUGGGCAAAGAGACAAAAUUUUCUAAGAAUCUGAAUUAAAUUGUAUAUUUGUUGAAGUUAGCUUCCAUGCAACACAAGCAGCAACAAACGUGUCCAUGCAAGCCACAUGCAGAAAAGAAGCAGCACAUGAAGGCAGCCGCUUGAGCUCGACAUUGCUGUCCAAAUUCAACUAGUUUUGUUGGAUUAAGUUUAUAUUUUGUAACUUAGUUCUUAUAGAACUUAGUUGGUAA
Molecule: messenger RNA, 1598 nt
Organism: Gossypium raimondii (Peruvian cotton)
Lineage: Eukaryota; Viridiplantae; Streptophyta; Magnoliopsida; Malvales; Malvaceae
Product: ankyrin repeat-containing protein BDA1
Exons: 2
Coding region: 1-1407 (468 amino acids)
Molecular function (GO): protein binding
Source: RefSeq, a predicted model, not a curated record